This is a messenger RNA of Racocetra persica, 2688 nucleotides long. Lineage: Eukaryota; Fungi; Glomeromycota; Glomeromycetes; Diversisporales; Gigasporaceae. The record is from the annotation of a GenBank genome assembly.
AUGGAAGAACAAUUUGAAAGAAUUCGAAAUCAAGUAGACUCUAAGCUUGAUAAUCAAAAACAAAUAGCUGCUACAUUGAUAGCGGUUGAAGAGACGAUCAGGGAUCAAAAUUCUCCUCUAAUACCUACAGCUUAUUUCGCUGUUUUAUUAACAACACUUGAAGAGCAUUGUAAUAAUCCCACAAAUUCUGGAAAUGAAAUACAUGGAGCAAUUCUUUACCUUUUGAAUAUCACAUUACCUAGUAUAUCUCCUACAAUAUUACUUGGCAAGUUUUCUCAGAUUAUGCCAAUAUUAUUACAAGAAUUAGAUUCCAGCAAAGAUGAUUCGGCAAUUGUUCGUUCUAUUACGGGGUGUACGGAAAGUUUUCUAGUUGCUCAAGAUCGCAAUACAUGGAAUCAAUUAUUAGCAAAAAGAUCCUUCCAAGCAUUAUUAUUCCUUUCUAUAGAUCAAAGACCUAAACCAAGAAAAAGAGCUCAAGAUGCUGUGCGGAAAAUUCUGAAUUGCCCACCCCCUCCAAUGGUUAAACAUCCUAUGAUUGGUAUAACCACUGAAUACUGUCAAAGAAUUCUUAAUGAAUAUUCAAAAACUGAUCGUCAAUCGAUACAUCAUAUUUUAGCUCUUUUAAAAUCAAUUGCUGGGAAAUGGCCUGUUCAAAAUCUUAGUCAAUUAUGUGAAUUAUUACUAAAUUUACAAAAACUUAAUGAUACACUUAUUACUAUCGCUACAUAUCAAGUAUUUGAUGAAUUAUUUCAAUAUCACAGAAAUGGAUUUGAGAAGUUUGGACUUGAAGAAUUAUUAAAAUCUCAUGCCGAACUUAUGCCAAAUAUACAAGAUGCACAACUAUUACCGCAUUGGCUCACUAUAGUUGGCAAAGGUUUUACGACAUAUUCUGAGAUCGAUUCGGACAGGUGUGCUGGAAUUUUACAUAAUUUUUUUAAAGCCAUAUUUCCUGUCCUGGAAGUUAACAAUUCUGAUAUUCGAGUUGCUGCCACAAAUUGUCUUGUCGAACUUAUCACACAUGGUAUUACUGAUGAUAUUGUUCAGGCAACGUUUCGUGAAGGACAAUUAGAUUCCGAGAAAAAACAAUUCUUGGAUGAAAUAAUUUUAAUAGUUAAAAAUGGUUUCAACUUUCGUUAUCAGACUGCGUGGCCUUGUAUAUUAAAAAUUUUGGAAUCAUUAUUUCAACGAUUACAAAGAUCUUCACAAAAACUCUUGGGUAAUUUUCUUAAUAUUGUAGAAGAAUUAAGAAUGAAUUCAGAUCCUGAAUUAAAGGAUGCGGCUGAUAAAACCUUAGGUGCCGCAAUCGCGAAUAUGGGACCUCAGGCGUUCUUGAACAUUCUACCAUUGAAUUUAGAAAACCCUGAUAAUAAUAAAAAUAAUGGUCGUGCAUGGCUUUUACCGUUACUUAAAGAUCAUAUUAUAAAUACUGAACUUGGUUAUUUUAUUCAAGAACUUGUUCCUUUGAGUGAGAGACUUGCUCAAAAAUCCUUACAAUUUCAGAACCAAGGUCGGAUGAUAGAAGCAAAAGUUUACGAGACAUUAGUUCAACAAUUAUGGGCACUUUUACCCGGAUUUUGUGAUCUUCCUUUGGAUUUACCUCAAGCUUUCACAAGUGCCACAGCUGAAUUGUUUAGUAAUAUGAUUUAUCAAAAACCUGAACUUCGACCGACUAUUGCUCUUGCAAUUGAAAACUUGAUCAAGAAAAAUCGUGCUAUUAUGGAAUCAGAUGAAGAUAAUAGUAUAUUAAUGAAAAAAUAUGAUUUAGAUAAAACAUUAGCUGAAAAAAACCUUCAACUCUUGACGAAAUAUGCCAAAAAUUAUUUGGCAGUGUUCUUCAAUGUGUUUAGUCAGACACCUACAGCAUAUCGAGCAUAUAUAUUGAAUGUUAUUAAAGUUUACCUGACUAUUACUCCACCUAAAGAUAUUUCUAUAACAUUUAGUAAAGUUUUGAAUUUAUUAAAGCAAUCUCUUUCAAAUAAUACUCCACAACAAAGCAAUGAACAAUCCAUUCCUCCAAUGUCUUAUACCAUGUUGGAUUUAUCAAUUAUAAUGAUACCAUAUUUGGAAAUUGAUUCUGUUAAGCAAUUAUACGAAGUUAUCACUGCAUUAUUUUGCAAUGAAGACUCAACAUUACAAAAAAAAGCAUACAAAGCAUUAAAUACAAUUGUAGAGAAUGAUAAUAGCAAAUUAGUGAUAUUACAGAAUAUUGAUGAUUUACAAAAUAAAUUGGUAGAAUCAGUCAUGGUUUCUACUCUUGCCGCGAAAAAGAAUCGGUUGUUAGUAUUGAUGAAUAUUAUUAAAUUAUUACCGAAAACAGAUCUUCACAUGAUUCCUGAUGUGCUUUCUGAAGCCAUAUUGAGUACAAAAGAAACCAAUGAAAAAGCUAGGAAUGCAGCAUACGAACUACUUAUUGCUAUGGGAAAUAAGAUGAAAGAAGGCGGUAUAAUAAUCAUGAGCAAAGUUGCAGAAACAGAUCCAACAGAACAAGAUGUAGAUGCUAAUAUUAAUGAAUUCGUAUUCAAAAUGGUUGUCGCUGGACUAGCUGCAACUACCCCUCAUAUGAUUAGUGCUACGAUUGCCUCGUUAACGAGAUUAAUUUUUGAAUUUAAAUUUGAUCUUGAUCAAUCAAAUCUCCAUCAAUUACUCGAUACUAUGGAUAACUUUGUAAAAUGUACAAAUCGCGAAAUU